Spea bombifrons (plains spadefoot toad) is the source of this 1748-nucleotide messenger RNA. RefSeq names its product inhibin subunit beta B (gene INHBB). Gene Ontology annotation, biological process: BMP signaling pathway; SMAD protein signal transduction. The record is from RefSeq and is a predicted model, not a curated record. Gene Ontology annotation, molecular function: cytokine activity; growth factor activity. Gene Ontology annotation, cellular component: extracellular region. The transcript is spliced from 2 exons. The coding region runs from base 182 to 1309 and encodes 375 amino acids. NCBI's taxonomy places the organism in Eukaryota, Metazoa, Chordata, Amphibia, Anura, Pelobatidae.
GCGCAGGAGCCCCUGGGGCAGAUCUCGCUGUCAGAAGCACUCGGGGCAGGAGGCGGGUCUCGGUGUGAAGGCUGUCACCCGCCGGGGGCACGGGGCUCACCUACCGGGUGCGGACUGUGACAGGGGCCCCAGGGACCGUCCUCCGCUGGCUAAGUGACUGCAAGCUCCGUGACCCAGGACUAUGUCUGCGCUUCUCCUCGCCCUCCUGGUGGCCGGUGCCCUGGGUAGCCCCACCCCGGUCCCCGAUCCCCAUGCCGGGGGCAGCUGCUCGUCCUGCGGGUUCCGAGCCCCGGAGGAGGCGGCUCACACGGACCUGCUGGAGGCGGUGAAGCGGCACAUCCUGAGCCGGUUGCACCUGCGGGACCGACCGAACAUCACCCACGCGGUGCCCCGGGCGGCCAUGCUCACUGCCCUGCGGAAGCUGCACGCCGGCCGGCUACGGGAGGACGGGAGGCUGGAGAUCCCCGAACUGGACGGACACGGCGGCCCCGAGCCGCCCGAGCAGAGCUCCGAGAUCAUCAGCUUCGCAGAGACAGAUGAUGUGACGGCUGCGAGGGUUCGCCUCUCCUUCACCAUCUCCAACGAGGGCAACCAGAACCUCUUCGUAUUCCAGUCCAACCUGUGGCUCUACCUGAAGCUCCCCGACGUCCUGGAGAAGAGCGGGAGGCGGAAGGUCCGCAUUAAGGUCCACCUGGAAGACCCGGCCGGCCCCGGCAGGAUGAACGUGGUGGAGAAGAAGGUGGACAUGAGGAGGAGCGGCUGGCACACGUUCCCUCUGACCGACACCAUCCAGGCGCUCUUCGAAAAGGGAGAGCGGCGGCUGACCCUGGAAGUCCAGUGCGACGGCUGCGAGGAUCGCUCGGUGAUUCCCGUCUACGUGGAUCCCGGAGAGGAAUCUCAUCGGCCCUUUUUGGUGAUUCACGCGCGGCUCGCGGACAACCAGCACCGGAUUCGGAAGCGGGGCCUGGAGUGCGACGGCCGCACGAAUCUGUGUUGCAGGCAACAAUUCUACAUUGACUUCCGGCUUAUCGGAUGGAACGAUUGGAUCAUAGCUCCGUCGGGGUACUUCGGGAAUUACUGCGAAGGCAGCUGCCCGGCAUACCUGGCAGGGGUACCGGGGUCCGCCUCGUCCUUCCACACGGCCGUGGUGAACCAGUACAGAAUGAGGGGCUUGAACCCGGGGACAGUUAACUCUUGCUGCAUUCCUACCAAGCUCAGCACCAUGUCCAUGCUUUACUUCGACGAUGAGUACAACAUUGUCAAGAGGGACGUUCCUAAUAUGAUCGUGGAAGAGUGCGGCUGCGCGUGAUAGGAAUGGCAGGAGCGCUUCCCAGAUACACUGCGCUUCCUCCCGUAGGGACGUCACGGAGGGAACAAUUUUACAAAAAGCGAGGCCAGUGUGUGGAUCUCGCGUCGUUCCCACCUUAGACUAAGCAGACCAGGACCACAGAGGCCCGACUCGCUACGAGGAGCAGCAUUCUGACGCCGGCCAAUGGAAAGAGCCUGCGGGGUUUUGUCAAUUUUUUGGGGGCCAGGAAAGCAAUUUGUGGAUUUAAAGAUUCCUGAACGUGAGCGACCGGGAAGCCUCUCCCCACCGUCCACGUUUCGGGGAAGGCUUUUCCCCGGUUUGCUCCGUAGCCUUCUUGCAGCACUUCCAACCUGGAUACAUUGUAGCCGAACUAAACAAAGGGUUAAUCCUUCCACGAUGGGUCUUCUCCAGCGGAGUAUAAACCGUGGAGUCCGUACUU